Phycomyces blakesleeanus NRRL 1555(-) is the source of this 2711-nucleotide messenger RNA. RefSeq lists its product as hypothetical. The record is from RefSeq and is a predicted model, not a curated record. The coding region runs from base 27 to 2528 and encodes 833 amino acids. Gene Ontology annotation, molecular function: D-type glycerophospholipase activity. Gene Ontology annotation, biological process: phosphatidic acid biosynthetic process; intracellular signal transduction; cell motility. The transcript is spliced from 13 exons. Lineage: Eukaryota; Fungi; Mucoromycota; Mucoromycetes; Mucorales; Phycomycetaceae.
UCUGUAUUCAAAAGUCAUAUAUCACUAUGGCUUUCUUCCAAACCAUUUCUUCUACUGUCUCAGACAGCUUCAAGAGUAUCUUUGGCAAUAGCAACUGUGAUGAAACCACCGCCAUCGAUGCUAUCGCCGAAGAAGAAGAAAAGCGCGAGGCUGGAUAUGCCAGUGCUCACCACCGUAACGAAUCAUUUGCUCCAGUCCGCCAUGAUACUAGUGUCAAGUACUAUGUUGAUGGCCAAGAUUACUGCUGGGCUGUUUCCGAGGCCAUCUCAAAGGCUAAGGAAGCAAUUUUCAUUGAAGAUUGGUGGCUCACACCAGAACUGUAUCUCCGCAGACCUCCUUCAAAAUACCCCGAAUACCGUGUCGACGCUCUCUUGAAGCGCAAGGCUGAAGAGGGUGUAAAGAUUUAUAUCGUUAUUUACAAGGAAGUCGAAUUGGCUCUCACUCUUGACAGUGAACACACCAAAAAGACUCUCCAAGCCCUCCAUGAGAACAUUGUUGUACUUAGACAUCCUGAUCAUGCUAUUGGUGGCACCUUCUUCUGGUCCCAUCACGAAAAGUUUGUGGUAGUUGAUAACAGAAUUGCUUUCUUGGGUGGCAUUGAUCUUUGCUUCGGUCGUUGGGAUACUCACACUCAUCGCCUGGCUGAUUUCCAUGCCGAGGAUAACGACCUCGAAUUGUUCCCGGGCCAGGAUUACAGUGAUGCUAGAGUUCGCGACUUUGAGAAUGUCAAAGAGUGGGACAUGCGACUGAUCGAUAAGACUGUGGUUCCGAGAAUGCCGUGGCACGAUAUGUCUUUGUGCGUCAUGGGUGGUCCAGUUCUGGACGUUGUGCGCCACUUUUGUGAACGCUGGAACUUUAUCAAACAUGAAAAAGCUAUGGACAAGGAACACGUACCAUUCCUCCAGCCCCCUGUUGGUGGUUUUGGUAAAAACCAGCGUUUCUCUAUUAACAAUGACGACGAGUUGACUGCUAAGCAGAAGCGUCGCAAAUACAAGCAUCACACUCGUAAUGUAACUGGUACCUGCCGUUCCCAGGUCUUGCGUAGUGCAGGUGAAUGGAGUUUGGAUAUCGAGACAGAGCAUUCCAUCCAGAAUGCCUACAUCAACUUGAUCAAGGAAGCCAAGCAUUUUGUCUACAUUGAGAACCAGUUCUUUAUUACUGCCACCGACGAUGAUAAGGAUUAUGUCCUCAAGAACCAGAUUGGUACUGCCAUUGUUAGCCGUAUCAUUCGUGCCCACGAAGAGCGCGAGAAGUUUAAGGUCAUGGUUUUGAUGCCUUUGAUGCCUGCCUUCCCAGCCGAUCUGGCUACAAAGGAAGCCGCCACUGCCAGAUUGGUCAUGCACUAUCAGUAUAUUUCAAUUUGCCGUGGUAACAAGAGUAUCGUCGAGAGACUCAAGGCAGCUGGUAUUGAGCCUGAUGACUAUAUUCGCUUCUACAGUUUGAGAAGCUAUGAUCGCAUCAACCGCAAUAAAUUGGAGGAGCUUUUGGCUGCUGCGGCUGGUGUGACUUCCGAAGAAAAGCAGUUGGCCAAUGCUGCUGAAGGAGAUGAACCCCAGAAAGUGCAGUUUAUUAAGCACGCUGGUAACCCUGACUUCGCAGAGGGUACUGAAGGUGCCACAGAUAUUGAGGCUGAGGUUGACUAUGCACGUGUUCCUGGAGAGGAAGAGGCCGAAUCAUUGCGUAACAAGUACCAGGAGGAUAUUGAUGCCGUUCGUGCACGCUUGGAAGAGGAGGGCGAGUAUGUUGCGGAUGACUCUAUUGCUCAGGACGCCAUGAAAGGUGGUGAUGAUAUCGAAGACGAACCCUGGGUUAAUGACACCGAAGGGUCUGCUCCCAGAGACGAGGCUGCCGAGAAGCAGGAAGUUUCUGACUAUGUUUCUGAAGAGCUUUAUAUCCAUGCCAAGCUUCUCAUCGUCGAUGACAUCACUGUUGUCAUGGGCUCUUCUAAUCUCAAUGACCGUUCCCAGUGUGGUGAGCGUGAUUCUGAGAUUGCCUUGAUGGUCGAGGACCAGGAUAUGAUUCCCUCAAAGAUGAACGGCGAAGAUUACAAGGCCAGUCGAUUUGCUGCCACACUCCGUCGUCAGUUGUGGAAGGAGCAUUUGGGUCUCUUGCCCGACCGUCCCACAGAUGAAGUUGUGCCUUCCAUGUUGCCCCUUCCAGUUCCCCAGGAAGAUGUCACUGAGUCUGAGGAGGAUCUCCAGGUGAUGGAUCCCCUUGAUGAUGCUACUCUUUCUCUCUGGAACAGCACUGCAAAGAUUAACACAGAGGCCUUCCGUGAGGUCUUCCACUGUGUUCCUGAUGAUAAUGUCAAGACAUGGGAGGAAUACAAGGCAUUCUACCCCGACCCAACCAAGAUUGAUAUUGGCCACGUUUAUGACCCUGAUAUGUCCGUAGACGAAGUUCGUGGUCAGCUCAGCAAGAUUAACGGUCACUUGGUUGAGUUCCCUUACCACUUCCUUGAAGAAGUUGAUCUCCAGGGAGAAUCGAUUCCAUUUAUCACUGAGGCCACUCAGGCACUCUAUACCUAAUAAGCCACCGCGGCUCACCAAAACCCAGUAUGGGGAAACGGUGACGAGGUUGAUCCGUUCCGAAACUUCAAUUGAUAACCACGCAACUUUUUUUUUGACAUUUUAUGAUGCGAUUCUAUUUUUGGGGAAUAUUUUCACUUUGAAAAAAAGUAUAUAAAGACACUCUCUAUUCUGCAUAACCCA